GAUGAAAUAAAGAUCAGUCAUCUAAAGAUCGGACUGCCAGCCCUGCAGUGGACAUAAGAAGCGCUCCGCACAGCUCAGCGAUCUCCUGGACGCUUUAUUUCACAUCGUAGUUGGGAAAAAAGAGAGAAGUUGCAAUAAUGGGUGUGGUCGUGCAGAACAUGUCCUUCAAGGUGGGACAGACUCUUACCCUUACUGGAGUCCCCACUCCUGACUCCACAAAUUUUGCCAUUAACAUCGGUCAAAGUCCUGAAGAAUUUGCUUUACACUUCAACCCUCGUUUUGAUGCCCAUGGUGACCAGCGUGCUAUAGUGUGCAAUUCAUACCAGGGUGGUAAAUGGUGUGAGGAGCAAAGACCGGGCUCCUUUCCCUUCAAUCAGAAUGAGGAGUUUCAGAUAAAAAUCUCAUUCACCCCUGAGGAGUUCCAGGUGAAACUUACAGAUGGCUCUGAAGUUCACUUCCCUAACCGCCCAGGCGCUGAGAAGUACAUGUACAUGCAAUUUGAUGGUGAUGUCAGGAUCCAUGGAAUCGAAAUUAAGUAGACUUGACCAGAAUGAGAACAAGAUUAACACAACUCACUGUCUUAUUACCUAUCCAGCUCUGUUAUUAGUAUUGUAACAGCCAUCUCUGUCUAUCAAUUGCAGUACAUUCUGUCAUUUGUGUGCCAAAUCAGCAUAAGAACAGUGUUGUAGUACUGCCUUUGUCGACCACUAGAGGGAGCACAACUACAGUACAUUUUCCAUGGGUUUUAGUUGGUCUGUAUGAAAACAUUACAGUAGCAGAGGUGGUUGACAUUUUCUGAACAAGGUAACUUUCUUUCAAGUUACGUUUUUUGCAGUUUAACACAACAUGUGCCUAAAUAUAUCCUUAUUUGAUACUAAAGCAAAGUUAUAAGCCGUUAACUGUUAGCAGUAAAAUAAAAUCAUGUUCUCACAAAUUAAAA
Molecule: messenger RNA, 940 nt
Organism: Misgurnus anguillicaudatus (oriental weatherfish)
Lineage: Eukaryota; Metazoa; Chordata; Actinopteri; Cypriniformes; Cobitidae
Product: beta-galactoside-binding lectin
Molecular function (GO): galactoside binding; carbohydrate binding; laminin binding
Source: RefSeq, a predicted model, not a curated record